Molecule: messenger RNA, 1869 nt
Organism: Suillus fuscotomentosus
Lineage: Eukaryota; Fungi; Basidiomycota; Agaricomycetes; Boletales; Suillaceae
Exons: 2
Coding region: 70-1557 (495 amino acids)
Source: RefSeq, a predicted model, not a curated record
CACGAGGGCAAUGUUUUUAGAUUGACAUACAAAUCUUCUUUUGAGUCCUGACUCUACCGUACCCCAGUGAUGCAUCAAGCUUUACUUGUUCCCGAAGUCCUCCUGGAGAUAUUCGCCUAUGUGAAAAUAAUACCAUCUACUGAAACAACACCGGCCCAGGAAUUACUUGCAGCGCUUGCAAGGACAUGCAAAAUCUUCCACGAGCCUGCGAUGGAUCUGCUGUGGGCUGAAAUCGAUGGGUUAGAACCACUGCUAGGCUGUGUAGCGAGGUUACAUCCAUUGAUAUAUCAUAGUAGUACAAAGUGGGACGAACCAUGGGCGAAAGGUGUCGAACUAUUAUCUGCCCAUGAGGCCCGUCAAUUUCUGCGUCACUCCUCCCGUAUACGCAUAUUGGACAUACAAUCUGAGCAUCCGCACCUUCUCUCUGUCAUCCCCGCCGAGGCAUGCAUAUUUCCGAGGCUGAAGUCAUUAAGUCUGACCACCGUAUAUUUGAACCUCUUUCUGCCUCACAUGCUGCACCGAUGUCAUCUAUUGAGCGUCGACGAGAGUCUGCAAUCUUUUGUGACACGUUGCAUUGCUCUGGAGCAUUUAUGCAUCUACACUCCCAAUAUGUCCCAGUUUGACAACACAGCAAAUGAGAUGUCCCUGCUAUCCGAUAGGAUCCAUUGGUGCACGCGGCUUGUAGCUAUUUCUUGUCCAAUGCUCGACUGGGCAACAUGGAAACACCUCUCCUCCCUCCCUGCUCUUCUCAAAUUGAGAAUUAAUCAAGGAUGCAAUCACCCUCCUUCGCUGUCAAAACAAGAUAUCGUGAAUAUAUCAUUCCUUAAUAUCACAAGCCUUUUAUUUCACGACCUCUAUGAUACUGCAGAUAUCAUCACAGUCAUACAACACUCGCAAUUUCCCUCGCUGAAAGAGUUCGUAUUUAAUGCCAGGUAUAUCUCUCCAGAAGAUGCCGAGCAACUCUUUCAUGCUCUGUCCCGCUGCAAAGCGUGCCGGACUCUAGAAGAAAUCACCAUUUGUUCUUUUGAUGAGAGAUACCGUGUACCCCCAAACAGCGAGCCUUUGACACCAAUUCCGCACUUCCUUUGCUUUACGCAACUCCGAAGCCUGAGGCUCGCAUCUCAUAAUUCCCACAUCCACCUGGACAAUGACAUGCUCUUGCAAGCCAUGUCUACUUGGCCGCACAUCUGCGCUCUGGAAAUCAAUAACUCAGCUAGCUAUCCUUCUUCCGAAAUCUCCCUCCGUGAAUUAUUCACAGCGCUCAGUCUAUGUCCAGAAUUGCAUACACUACGAGUGCCAAUCAAUCUUGCAACUAUCAACAUCGAUCCUGAUGCCGAGCCAAUACAACACACCUCCCUACGAUCAUUGGCUUUGAACUUAUCCGUGUCUCAAAUAACAAAUGCUGAAACUAUCGCUCGCAUUAUUUACGCCUGGCUCCCUUUCGUCAACCAAGUUCGAAACCCAUAUAGUUUGAAUUGGGCUGAAGUCAACAGGUAUCUUGGAUCUUUGGGAAGGGCUACUGUGCCGUACGUCAGGCGAGCCUCCUAUAAAAAUUGAGUUUGGAAUAUCUUCACGUCCGGGAAUGUGUCAUCAGUAUGAUUUCCAACACGAUUACGUGCGUCACCUGAGCUCCACCGCUCACUGUGCUCGACGGUCCCCUCCCUCCUUCUAUACCUUUUGUUAUCCGCGUCUGUAACAGCCAUGUAAUCACACAACUCAAUAUGCGCUUGAUGAAAUUCAACAACUACAUAGAAGGAUACAUCCAUGCCAUAUGAUGAGAUACCAUGGCUGCGUCUAGCGCGCUAUAAAGAUAGUCUAAUAAUUGUAUAGAAGUGAUAAUGAAGAGAGGAAAGCGUGUCAAGAAGAGCG